Messenger RNA from Fopius arisanus, 1187 nucleotides. RefSeq names its product venom acid phosphatase Acph-1. The transcript is spliced from 6 exons. NCBI's taxonomy places the organism in Eukaryota, Metazoa, Arthropoda, Insecta, Hymenoptera, Braconidae. Bases 27 to 1112 code for a protein of 361 amino acids. Gene Ontology annotation, molecular function: phosphatase activity. Gene Ontology annotation, biological process: dephosphorylation. The record is from RefSeq and is a predicted model, not a curated record.
AGUUGUGCAAGUAACUGGACAUCACCAUGUGGAGGAUUCAACUAAUUGUCCUGGUCAUUGGAUUGCCUGGAAUUUUGCCAUUGCACACUAAAUUUGUGAAUGUGGUGUUUCGUCAUGGGGACAGGACGACCCUGGACAACGACGACGAGCCCUUCCCCACAAGUCCCUACCUCAACUGGACAUUCUAUCCUUACGGUUUAGGACAAUUGACCAAUCAAGGUAAACGUCGUGUGUACGAGCUUGGAGUAAAAAUUCGCGAGAGAUACGGUGAUUUUCUGGGGGACGUGUAUCAUCCGAGUGCUAUUAUCGCUCGUAGUUCUGAUUAUGACCGGACCAAGAUGUCACUUCAACUGGUGAUGGCAGGAAUAUUUCCACCAGCACCUGAACAGCAGUGGCAUCCCGACUUCAAUUGGCAGCCAGUAAUCGCCAACUACGUGCCACAUCCUGACACUCUGCUGAGGCCCCAGGACUGUCCAAGGUUCAAGGAAGAGCUGAACGAUGCCGAAGAAUCGAUAGAUUUCAAGAGAGAACUCAUAGAAUACCAAAGGCUCAUGGAAUUCCUCACCAAGUGGACUGGAAAAUCUAUUAGAAGUGCUCUCGACAUGGAGGGCCUCUACAACAGCCUUAAGGCCCUCAAUGCCAUGGGCCUGAGACUCCCCGAAUGGACGUCAGGGAUAUUUCCUUAUGGACAGCUUCAUGAUGGGGCCAUUCUUAAUUAUCGACUCAUGAGCUGGAGUGAAAGACUGAAAGUGUUGAAUGGAGGAAUGCUCUUGAAGAACUUCACCGACAAUAUGCUACGAACAGCAACAGCAAAAAAAGAAUCUCCCCUGAAGAUGGUGUUGCUGAGUGGUCAUGAGAUUAAUUUGACAGCUCUCAUGGAAGCCCUUGGGGUUUAUUCACCCCACGUUCCAGAAUACUCUAGUGCCAUUUUUGUUGAAUUGUUGGAGGAGCGCAAAGAAUAUUUCGUCAGGAUAAUUUAUUAUCUCGGGGAUCCCCAAGAAACUUCCCUCAUAAAUAUUCCUAGAUGUGGAAGACUGUGUCCUCUCACCAGGUUCAUCCAAUUAUAUUCUGAAGUUCUUCCUUCUGUGGAUGAUGUCAACUGCCUGCCAUAAAGUUGAGAUAAACUUGUAAAUAAAUUUAUUUAUAUUGACAGUAUUUGUAAUAGAUAUUUUGAAUUCAAUUAGCAU